Musca vetustissima is the source of this 252-nucleotide messenger RNA. RefSeq names its product male accessory gland serine protease inhibitor-like. The coding region runs from base 1 to 252 and encodes 83 amino acids. Gene Ontology annotation, molecular function: serine-type endopeptidase inhibitor activity. The transcript is spliced from 2 exons. The record is from RefSeq and is a predicted model, not a curated record. Lineage: Eukaryota; Metazoa; Arthropoda; Insecta; Diptera; Muscidae.
AUGAAAUUCGCGGUUGUGCUAUUGUUGGCCAUUGUUGCCUUUAUUUCCUCAUCGUUUGCCCUAAAGGAUGAUAUUUGUGCUUUGGAACAUUCCAAAAAUGGUGAUGGUGUGGUGAGCUGUAAUGCCUAUUUCCCAUCGUGGUCGUAUGUAGCCGAAGCCAAUGAAUGCCGCAAUUUUGUUUAUGGUGGUUGUGGUGGAAAUGAAAAUCGUUUCGAUAGCCUAGAGGAAUGUGAACAAAAGUGUAAAGAAUGA